AUGGGAACUCCUUCUCUGGGCUGGUCCAUAUGGAGGGAGAAGAACAAGGACAUAGACCUGACCCACGCCCUGCAGGUGCUGGUCUCCAAGGAGACACUGAACGUGUCCGGCGCCGAUCAGGACCCCCCCACGGCCGUCUGCCAGCUGAAGAAGAAACUGAGCGCGGCCCCUGGCGAGGCGGAGACGGGCAGGGCGUUUAACCGUUAUGACGAGCGCCUCCUAGAGGACUUUGCGGUGUACUGCGGCCUGGCCCUGCAGACCGUCCAGACUGUCCAACGGAUAGAGUACCAACGAGCCAGCCAGGAUGUCACCCAGGAGGUUCUGUCCUACCACCUUACUGCAGCUCAAGAGGAAAUCCGAGCGUUGCAGGAAGCUGAAAUCCCCUCUGCCCAAUCACUGUGCAUCCUGGACUUCAGCUUCUCUGAUUUCGGCCUAUCAGAGGACUCCACGGCUCAGGCCACAGUCAGAAUGUUCCUGGAUCUCAACCUGGUGCAGGACUUCAACAUCGCCUACAAGUGUCUUUGUCAGUGGGUUCUGAGUGUGAGGCGUGGUUACCGUAGCAAUGUGCCCUAUCACAACUGGAGUCACGGCCUCAGCACCGCUCAGUGUAUGUUCGCCAUUGUGAUGUCUACAGACCAGCUACAGUCUAAUUUCUCUCGUCUGGAGGUGUUGGCUCUGAUGAUAGCCACUCUGAACCACGACCUGGAUCACAGAGGAGUCAGUAACUCCUACAUAGAGAGGACUCAGCAGCCUCUAGCCCAGCUGUAUGGAACCUCCUCUCUGGAGCAUCAUCACUAUGACAUGUGCCUCUUCAUCCUCAACAACCCGGGCAGUCAGAUCCUCAGUGGUCUGUGUCCUGAUGACUACAGGACAGUGUUACCCAUGAUAGAGAAAGCCAUCCUGGCCACGGACCUGGCUGUCUAUAUGGAGAGGAGGGCAGAGUUCUUUGAACUGGGUCAGAGAGGAAUGAGGUGGGAGGAGGACAGGCACAGAGACUUACUAAGGUCAAUGCUGAUGACAGCCAGCGAUAUUGCUGCCAUUACAAAGCCUUGGCAUAUUCAGAAGAGGACAGCUAAGCUGGUGGCAUCUGAGUUUUUUGCCCAAGGAGACCGAGAGAAGGAAGAGUUCAACAUCAAACCUGCUGACAUGAUGAACAGAGACAACAGCACUCGACUACCUCACAUGCAGGUCAACUACAUCGAUGGGAUGUGCCAUCCCUUAUACCAGCAACCAUGA
This is a messenger RNA of Salmo salar (Atlantic salmon), 1236 nucleotides long. NCBI's taxonomy places the organism in Eukaryota, Metazoa, Chordata, Actinopteri, Salmoniformes, Salmonidae. The record is from RefSeq and is a predicted model, not a curated record.